This is a messenger RNA of Leptopilina boulardi, 1693 nucleotides long. RefSeq names its product UDP-glucosyltransferase 2-like. The coding region runs from base 113 to 1693 and encodes 526 amino acids. The record is from RefSeq and is a predicted model, not a curated record. NCBI's taxonomy places the organism in Eukaryota, Metazoa, Arthropoda, Insecta, Hymenoptera, Figitidae. The transcript has 5 exons. Gene Ontology annotation, molecular function: UDP-glycosyltransferase activity.
AAGUCUCUUUUUAUAUUUAACAUAGUUUUUUUUAUAAAACAAAAAGUUUUUUAAUUAUAAAUUCUAAUUAUUAAAAUUUUAAUCCAAUAAUUUUAUAAAAAUAAUAAAUACAAUGAAUUUUUACAAAAAAUUACUAUACUUUUUAUUUAUUUAUUAUUUGGUAAUAUUCAAAGAAACGGAAAAUUCCCGAAUUUUGGGUGUCUUUCCCUUUCAUUCAAAAAGUCAUAAUCUCAUGUUUGAAUCGUUAAUGAAGGGAUUAGCAAAACAUGGACAUAUUGUUGAUAUCAUCACUCAUUUUGAAAUAAAAGAUCCACCAAAUAAUUAUCGAAUAAUUAUUAAUUUAAAUGAAACUAAUUUAUCAAAAUUAACUAAUGCACUACCAAUAAAUUUUAUUUCAACUGUAAAACACGAUAUGCCAUAUUUUUUUGCCAUAUGGGCAGAAAAUGUUUGUCAAUUGUUAUCACAGGAAAAAAUGCAAAAAUUUAUUAAAAACUCAUCAAUUAAUUAUGAUCUCAUUAUCACAGAGGCCUUCACAGCAAAUUGUUAUUUUGGAUUGGGUUAUGUAAUUAAAGCACCUGUGAUAACAAUAUCAACAAUGAUGGAAUUCCCAUGGACUUUUAGUCCAAUUGGAAAUCCUGAUUCAAGUUCAUUUGUCGCAAAUAUAUUUUUUCAAUCGUCAAUAAUUGAGACAUUUUUCGAUCGUUUCAAAAAUACACUAAUGAUUCAUUACAAUAGAAAUAGAUUUUAUAAAUUCACCGAGAAAUCACAAACGAAAAUAAUGAGGAAAUAUUUGAGUCCUAAUAUACCAAAUAUACGUGAAGUGGAAAAAAAUGUUGCACUAAUGUUUACAAAUUGUCAUUAUACAAUUUGUCAGGUAAAACCACAAAAUCCAGCUAUUAUUUCCAUAGCUGGUUUGCAUGUUGAACAAAAUACUGAUGUACUUCCAUUUGAACUAAAAAAAUGGAUGGAUGACAGUGCAAAUGGUGUAAUUUAUUUUACAUUUGGUUCAAUGUAUCUCAUUGAAAGUCUAUCGGAAAAUAUUCUCCUUGAAUUUUAUGAGGCAUUUUCAAAAAUAUCACCUAUUAGAGUGCUAAUGAAGAUAGCUAACGAAAAUAUGUUGCCACCAGGUCUUCCAGAAAAUGUGCGUUUAUUUUCAUGGCUACCGCAAAUUCCAAUUUUAAAACAUAAGAAUACAAAAGUUUUUAUAACACACGGCGGUCUAUUGGGAUGUCAAGAGGCAAUUUAUUAUAGCAUACCUUUCAUAGGAUUUCCACUAACUGUUGAUCAAUUUAUAAAUGUGGAUAUUUUAGUGAAGAAAAAAAUGGCAAUUCAAAUGAAUCAUGAAACAAUGACAGCUAAAAAUUUAAUUGAAUCUUUAAAUUUAAUUCUUUUGGAUCCAAGUUAUAAAAAUGCUGCUAUACGAGAAUCUCGUCUAUUUCGCGAUCGACCAAUGAGCGCAAUGAAAACUGCAAUAUUUUGGGUGGAAUAUAUAAUUAGAAAUGGUGCAAAAUCAUUAAAAUCACCAGCUGAAGAUUUAUAUUGGUGGCAAGUGGAACUUUUAGAUGUUUAUGCAUUUUUAAUACUCUUGUUUUUAAUAAUUUUAUAUCUAUUUAUAUUUCUAAUGAAAAAAAUUUUUCUUCUAAUAUACAAUCGAAAAAAUUCCUCACAAGCUUCAAAGAUGAAAAAUAAUUAA